AUGUGUGUACAGUGUGAUUUCAUUAUCCUUCAGCUUUUACGUGUUGCCUGGGCACGUGUGAUUUUUGAUGAAGCUCAUAAUCCUAAAGUCCAGACGUCCAUGGCGGUGUGUAAGCUGCGGGCUCGAUCCCGCUGGGCUGUUACUGGAACCCCCAUUCAGAACAACCUGCUGGAUAUGUAUUCACUGCUCAAGUUUUUGAGAUGCUUUCCAUUUGAUGAGUAUAAGCUGUGGAAGGCUCAGGUGGAUAAUGGCUCAAAGAGAGGAGGAGAGAGACUGAACAUCCUCACCAGAGCGCUGCUUCUUCGCAGGACCAAAGAUCAGCUGGACGCUGCUGGAAAACCACUGGUGUCUCUGCCUGAUCGGACAUGUGAGGUUCACAGGCUGAAGCUGUCUGAAGAUGAACAGGCUGUAUAUGAUGUCGUGUUUGCACAAUCCAGGUCUACAAUCCAGAACUAUCUUAAGAGACACGAAGAAGGAAACACUAAAAAGCAAUCCUUUUGAGAAAGUUGCGAGGGAAUUCGGGAUGUCUCAGCCGGACUCGCUGUCUUCCUCUCAGCAGCCUCAGGCCUCCAGCACCAUCCACAUCCUGUCACUGCUGCUGCGUCUCAGGCAGUGCUGCUGCCACCUGUCUCUGCUCAAGAAGACUGUAUAUAUGGUCUCACUUUCUGCCAAUGUUUUGACGUGGAUGAAGUCAAGGAACUGGGACGUUUACAACAUGCCUCCCUGGAAGUGACGUCAUCGGCCCGAGAAGCAGCCAGUCUAUGAAAGCAGCUCACUGAUCAUGAGCAGAGGCUUGCGAGGGGGUCGUUUCCUUUUAUUCACUUGCAUUAAAACAUUAUUAUAAUGU
Carassius carassius (crucian carp) is the source of this 847-nucleotide messenger RNA. Its product is annotated as transcription termination factor 2-like. The record is from RefSeq and is a predicted model, not a curated record. Gene Ontology annotation, molecular function: ATP-dependent chromatin remodeler activity; ATP binding. Lineage: Eukaryota; Metazoa; Chordata; Actinopteri; Cypriniformes; Cyprinidae.